Messenger RNA from Geodia barretti, 5140 nucleotides. NCBI's taxonomy places the organism in Eukaryota, Metazoa, Porifera, Demospongiae, Tetractinellida, Geodiidae. The record is from the annotation of a GenBank genome assembly.
CGGGGGUUCAGCUGCAUGCAGAGGACAUUGCUGGAGGAUUGGCAAACUCUUGACAAUGAUCGAGGAGGACAGCGAGCAGCUGGUAGAAUGGUUGUUGGGGACUUCAUCCCUCUCGCCGGCGGAGCUGUGUAGACAUUUCGUCAACCGUGCAGCCGAGAGAAUGCAGGAAACAAGGGAGCCUGAUAUAAAGGACUUGACGAGGGACGUGAGAACCGCUCGUCUGUUUCUAAGCCUUGUCAGAGAGAGCCAGGAUGUGGAAGGUCUCGGAUCAGUCGCUACUGAUCUCCUGCAGAAAGUCUGUAUUCCCUACCUGAACGUCCUGUUAGACAAUUGCUUGACUGGUCCAGUUGUUCAGGAACUAGCAGAGACUGCAGCAGUUGCACUACUGAGCCCCCACCUCCCACCAUCUGCAGUGGAGGAGACACUAAGGGAAAGCCUCUCUCCACUCCUCACCUCAGGAGACUCAGCUGAAAGACUGGCCAUCCUCAACAGCUUCCUCUGUCACCUGUUCUCCAGAGCCAAGCCAGAGAACCUGGAGACCCUGCCGGGGGUCUCAGAGCAGCUGUCGGCCAUUUUCCUUCUCCUGCUCUCCCUCCUGGACCAUGCCUCCACUGCCACCAGCCACCUCAUCCUCUCCUCCCUCCUCCCUCUCUUCAUCACUCCCUCCCAUCCUCUCCGUCUCUCCGCAGUGUGGUCACUGGUACAGGAGGUGUGGAGUGGGAGGAGAAUUAUAGAGCAGACCCCUCUGGCCUUCCUCCUCUCCCUGCUCUGCUGCUUCUCUGAUGUCCUCAUUUCUCGAGACCACACCUCUCCCUUCCUCUCCGUGUUUCCGUCUCUCGUCACCAACCUUUGUCCUCUGCUUGACGUGAGGAGAGAGGGAGUGUUCUGGGAGGUGUUGUGGGCGGGGCUCCGCAGCUCAGACCCUCUGGACAGGAAGAGAGCAAUGUACCUCCUCCACAGAGUCCUUUCAUCAGUGAGAAUGGGAGGAGGGGAGGUGGUGAGUGUGGGAGGGGUGUUCUGGUGGAAGCCUCAGAGUGCAGCUGUGCUCACUGAGGUAUGGGAAGACCUCGUCUUACUGCUGCACACAAUGGAGGAGAAACAGGUACAUAUUGUGAAGCCAGUAAAGAGCAGAAUGAAGAACAUUGCUCGUGCCACAACAACCUUCGUUGAUGGACUGAGUGUGCUCCACGUGUCGUGGCUGGAGUUGGCUUUGGAGAGAGUGUUCCUUCAUUCCGAGGCCAAGUCGAUCGUGAGGUGGGGUGUCUGCGAGGCUCUCUCUUUGGACCUUGCCUCCUCCCCUCUCCUCCUCCCUACUCACUGGCAGUUUGUCUACGGUCCUCUCCUGAAUGCUCUCUCCAGUGCCAAGCUAUUUUGCAGGGACUCACCCACCGACCUUCGACCAUCAGUUGCGACUCUAUUUUCGUCAUUUCUGGAGAAGUUUGUCUCUGCUCUGUCACCAGAUCUGAGAGGAGACUUUCUGCACGGCCUUUUAGUCGCCAUUGAAGCCAGCAACAUGAGUGAUACUCCAUUCCUUCACGUGACACACUCCCUUUCCCUCCUCCCUCCCUCCCCUCUGCUCUCUCCUUCUUCUCUGAUUGUGUUGAGGUCCAUGGCAGGUCAGCUAGACACACUGAGACCUCUCCUGAGGGCUGCUGUCAUGACAUUCCUCCUUACUGCCGCCGCUAAUCUCUCGGAUUUGUCAAAGGGUGUGGGUUGGCGAGAGGUGGCCAGUCUGUUGAGUGGUGUGGACGUUGCCUCUUGUCUUCCUUUCUCUUCCCACACAUGGAGGAAGAUGUGUGACUGGGUGACUGCAGUGAGUGCUGUAUGUGAGGAGCCCAUCUCCUUCUUCCUCACCAGCUCUCUGGGCUCUCUGCUGGACCCUGAGGUCAGGGGGUGGGACCAGGCCACUCCUCCCUCUCCCUCCUCUCCCUACUGGCAGUUGAUGCUCGACUCAUUUCUCGGUCGUCUCUGGAGACUCUGCUGGAGCCAUUGACAACAGUAGUGUCCUCAGCCAGUUACCGACCCUACCUCUCCUCCCACACCCUCACCUUCUCACUCCUCACACUUAACUCCUUCCUCUCUACAUUCCUCUCUGGCUCCAUUCUGUCACCUGACCUCUGGCAAGGAGGCCAGUCUGACACUGGGAGAUUGGUGUACGAUACCUUGUUGCCAUGGCUACCAGACAUGGCAGGGACUGUGGAGGGACUGCUGUUGAGAGGGACAGUGGGCGAGGGGCUUUCCCUUCCCCACCUUACCCUUCUCACCUCCUCCCUCUCCUCCCUACACACCUUCACCUCUCUCUAUGGCUUCUCUUGGUCUGGUGACAUAAGCCCCGCCCACAUGAUGAGCACAGCACUCCGUAACCUUCACUCUGCACUCUCGUCCAAUGACCAGGCGAGAAAGAAUGCAACACAUUUUUGGCAAACAAAGCGAGCAGUUCGACAUUUCUCAUGUGUUUUACGUUUUGUGCUCAAGAGUAUGCUCCUAUACACAGUGUGGGUCCUCUGUGCAACUGUAUAUUGCAUUUUGGUACAUGUGUACAGGAGUUGGAGCUGACGUGUGGAGCGGUAGGGUCGCUGGGCGCCGUAGGUUGGGUGUGUGAGAGGAACACUGAUCUUCCUCGCUCCACCCUCUCCUCCCUCCUCUCUCUCCCUCCCCACCUCUCUUUUCUCAAGCCCCCAGUCGCCUCGUGCAGUGAGGUUGGCGGCCAUUUUACCUACUUUCUCUCCCCUUAGUUCCCCAGUCCUCAGUCCAGUGGGUGUGGCGGCAUGGAAUGGGGACCACUGGUGGAGUGGUGCGAGGCCCAGACCUGGACUGCCACUCACUACUGUCUCCGUCACCAGUCCCAACGUGAGGCUGGUGACGUGAGGAGUGACGACGGGUGUAGAUGGGAGAUCUGUGAUAUCUGGGAGCUGUGUGCUGAGAGAGUGGAUUGUGUGACAGGUCGUCAGCUCCCCACAUUGCUGGACUGCCUGUGCCUGGCCUUGCCCUUCGUUGAAGUCAGUAACAUCUCGUCCACUGUUACCGGGUGCUGGAGGAUUGUGAAAGACUGUCUGUCGUCUCUACCUUCCUUCCUAUCUCUCCUUCUCCAUCCUCACAUUCUCUUCAGUUCUGACUCCCUACUAGUGGAGCUUGUAGGGAAGCUGUGUAGUGAGGUGUUGGAGCUCGGAGAGAGGAGAGCUGGACUGACUAAUUUCCUGGCCUCCACUCUGUGUGCUAGCUGGAGGGGAGAGUGGGAGAGAGGGGGAGAAGAGAGAGUGGUCCAGAGCCUACUGAGACACAGACAACUCAUUCUUGAGCUCUGCUGUUUCGGAGGUAUAGGCAUCAGGAGUAUGAGGUCACAGGAAGAUGGGGAGGAGUUUGUGCGGUUGCUAGGAGACCAAGUGGCAGCAAACUCUGCUGCCAACAGUUGCCUCCAUGGAGACUGCAGAGUGCGGCUGACUAUCCUAAGCUUCCUGGUGGGUGUGGCAUCAAGGCGAGGCUCCUCCCACUUCUUGUCUCAGUUCAGCAGAGAAAUCAUGGAGAAGCUGUCUGACCUGACUGCCACCAAGCCUCGCUACUUCAUCAAUUCCCUGACUCACCGCCGGAAACAGCGACUGCUUCAGACUCUUCUCCUUCUCCUGCCACACCUCCCUUCUGAGGGAGACGAGGAUCUGGCGGGGAGAACCCUGCAAUUACUGGGCUCUGACAACCAGCCGUCAGUCAGACACCUCCUGGAGUGGACAGCUAGUGUGCUCCUGGCCAGGCAGCCUCACCUCGUCUCCUCUCUACUCCUACCCGCCCUUCUCCCAGACUCACAGUUCAGGCUGUCACGGCUGCAGUCUGUGUUCACAGUGGCCCUCCACCUCACACAGGCCUGGGACCACGCACACACAGUGAGAUAUUGCAAGACUCUGUUGCCUCUAGUCUUUCCCUGGACCACAUGCCACCACUUCUUGGUACGAUUGUAUGCCCAGAAGACAGCUCAGGUUGUGUGGGAGGAGGGAAGGGAGGGAGAAGAGGGACAGUUGGAGGGUUUCAUCAACAGUUGCAUCAUGUUCAUGAGAGAGCACAGUGAUGCAGCGAGGUCCUCUCACAAGCUAGAGGCCAACGUUGGACUCUCUCUACUCAGACCUUUCUCUGACCUCAGUGUCCAGGCUUUGUUCGACUAUCUUCCUAGACUGUGUGGGGCGGUGGACAGUGAGUGUGUGAGUGUGGAGGAACUUCGCCAUUUCUGGGAGCAGUGGGGAGGAGGGGAGGGGGGAGUAGGUGAGAAGGUUCCACUCUAUUGCGACAAUGGUGCCCUGCGGGAAAUGGUGAAGAGGGGAGGUGUGGGGGGAGGGGAGGGAGGGAAAGGAGAUGAUACUCGGAGCAUAGCCCACCAGUUGGGGGUGGGGGAGGACGGAGUUGAGGGAGAAGGUGAUAGAGGAGACAUACAAAAGAAGAUCACUCGCUGGGCCAGUGGAGCAGGAGUUAUGGAGGAGUUAUUUCCAGGCCGACGGUUGCCAGUGGAAACAAGCAAGGUCGCUGGUGGAUUGGUAGUCGUGGCUUCUCUUCUCACCAAAAUCCCCAACUUGGGAGGACUGUGCCGUACCUGUGAGAUAUUUGGAGCGGGUCAGCUGGUGGUGAGCAGUCUCUCUGUGGUGGACGAUCCUCAGUUCUCAGCUCUCAGUGUCUCCGCGCAGCACUGGCUCAACAUAUCGGAGGUUCGUCUGCCCAAACUUCCCUCUUACCUACUGGCCAUGCGUCGUGCUGGGUACCAGCUGGUAGGAGCUGAGCAGACUGCGCAGAGCAAGUCCAUUACCUCCUAUUCCUUCCAACCACUCACUCUACUGCUACUGGGGAAUGAGAGGGAAGGCAUUCCAGUACAGCUGCUGCAGCUGUUGGAUGAAUGUGUGGAGAUUCCUCAGCUGGGGGUGAUCAGAUCCCUCAAUGUCCAUGUCAGUGGAGCUCUCCUGGUCUGGGAAUACUGCAAACAACACCUCCACACAUCUUCUACCUGACUCAAAUUCUUUUAGCUCGCCCAAAUCACAUUACUCUAGCUUACCCAACACACACUUCCAACACCGUUUUUUCCCAGCCAAGAAAGCUAUCCGUGCCGCACUUGUGCGUUUACAUAACUUAUGUGCUUAUAUUACUAGACAAAAUCUUGCAACGCGGG